CGACGAUAUUCCCCAGCUUGUCGAUUCUCGAGCUAUGUAUGCCGGUGCGACACCAUAUCGCAGUCCGGGAGGCGAUGCCGCACCAGUAAUUCCAGGUGGCUUCGGGGCAGGAACUCCAGCGCGCCAGCAUCCGACGCCGGCCCUCAGCCAUCGUUCUCUUAGUCGAGGCAUCUCGCGCUCUUCGCCUGUAAAUCCUUAUAACCCUUGGCUUAAUGAAGCUGGAGCCGAACAAUUCUCGAUGCCUGCAGCAGCCGUUGACCAGGGAUUCGGAUCUCCUAGUGGGUGGAAUAUACCACAAGCAGGUGGAGUUAUGCAUCCAUGGGGUGCUGGACCUGCAGGUGCAGAACCUCCCAUGUUUAGCAUGCCAUCUCCGAGAGGUUCGUCAUGGAGCAUGGCACGGACUCAUGAGCAGGACCCAGGGGAAGGCGAGGAUGAUCUACCACCAGCACUUGAAUGGAGUCCAGGUGCAAAUGCGGCAUGGGAUCGGGCAUGGGGACAGUCUUCGCCUAACCAAUGGAAAUGGGAUGGGAAAUUGGAUGCAUGGGGCCAAUCCAAUGGAUCAAGCCCUUCUCCGUCAGCUUCGGUUAUCAAUGGGUUUGCAUCAGGCCCACGAUCGCAAUAUAAACGUCCCGAAGACUGGAGGCAGGGUUUUAGUAUGUCGAAACCCGGCGCAUUAACCCGUGUCUUCUCGAUCGGGAAAGGAAAGAAUGGUAGUGGAUUCUCAUUAUUUAACAAACCCUCCGUACAUUGGACACUCGAUGUUCAGAAGGCGCGAUGUACAUGGGACGUUCGUAAACCUCCAGGCCACUUUCUUGUCCUACCUGACCAUCGGCCACUCUCGUAUCUCGAACUUCAAGAAGGAGCGAUGUCACCUCCUCCACUACGCAUGAAACUCGUACACCCAAAGCUACCUUGGACAAUUCACGUCGCUGCUGGGCCCGGAGAAGUUAUUACCGUCGCCCAUUUACUUGCUACCGUCCAUGCCGAGCUGAAUCGACAAAUAUUUCAACAAGACUUUUGGAACGAUGACCUUAGUGAGCAUGAUAGGAAGCGGGUACACGACGCAUGGUCGUCAAGGAGCGGUGGAGAUCGUGCGAUUGCAGAACAGGGAAUUAAACGUGUGGACUUCUUGUGCGAUCGGUAUGUGUUUGAAGGUAUAAAACGCGUGGGUGAAGUAUGGGAGAUGAAGUUGAAGUCAGGAAGGAGGUAUAUGUAAUUUCAAAAACCCAUGGUCUCUUUGUUAUCUGGGACAUCUUGAACGGUAGAGGAAAUAUGUCCCCACCACGUCCCACCUUUUCUUUUCUCGUACUCUUAUCUUUUCCUUCUUUUUCUUGUCUUCUGUGUCAAUUUUCUUGCUCUGUGGUCAAUUAUGUCGGCCCAAUUCCUGUAUUUGUCUCGUCUCGCAAAAUUCCUCUAUUAUUCUUCCCCGCGCAGUCCAUCAAACUCUGUACCCAAGUAGAUCAUAAACUGUUUUCAUAUCGG
Messenger RNA from Fomitiporia mediterranea MF3/22, 1482 nucleotides. RefSeq lists its product as uncharacterized. The coding region runs from base 35 to 1216 and encodes 393 amino acids. The record is from RefSeq and is a predicted model, not a curated record. Lineage: Eukaryota; Fungi; Basidiomycota; Agaricomycetes; Hymenochaetales; Hymenochaetaceae. The transcript has 2 exons.